This is a messenger RNA of Macrosiphum euphorbiae (potato aphid), 885 nucleotides long. The record is from the annotation of a GenBank genome assembly. NCBI's taxonomy places the organism in Eukaryota, Metazoa, Arthropoda, Insecta, Hemiptera, Aphididae.
AUGGCAGUCGGGACUCAGACGGGAGACGACAUCAAAAGCACGACCACCAAGCCAAACACGAUAAACGAUUGUCAAUCAGUGCCGGUGACCACCACGUGCGGCCCACAGCGGCCGAGGUCCUCGAUCCGAAAUCCGAUGAUACUGUGGCCAUUCCGCAAGCCGCCGUCCACACCAUGUCCGUCGAUAUCUCUGUCUCCGCCGUCUACACUAUGCCCGUUGCCAAAUCCGUCUCCACCGUCUACACCAUGUCCGUCGCCAUCUCCGUCUCCACCCUCUCCAUCGUGCCCAUCGCCACCUCCAUCUCCACCGUGUACACCGAGCCCGUCGCCACCUCCAUCUCCACCGUGUACACCGAGCCCGUCGCCACCUUCGUCUUCGUUUACAACACCUCCGUCAAAACUUCCUUCAACAACUCUGUCUACAACAUGUCAACCGCCCCUUCCGUCACCGCUUCCGUCUCCACCACCACCACCGUCAACAAGUCCGUCUACGCUUUGUCCGUCUACGCUUUGUCCGUCUACGCUUUGUCCGUCAACAACUCCGCCCACGCUAUGUCCGUCAACAGCUUCGCCUACACUAUGUCCGUCAACAACUCCGCCAACUCCAUGUCCGUCAUCAACUUCCUUAGUCACGACACUACCUCCGUGUACUACUACCAUGGACUGCCCACUGUCAUUUGAUUCCAUUGACGAAGAGCUAAACGAGUCACAGUGGAUGUUACCAAACGUGAAACCACCACCGAUUAGGGUUUGGACAGUAACCAUCACGUCGACCGUCCGCCCGACGACGGCUUCCACCACAUGUCGUCGAUCGUCUAUCGCACGAACAAGACCUUCAAUAUUUGUGCCAAAGGUUGCACGUCGUAACCGUUAUCUAGUAUUUUAA